UCGCUACCAUUGCUCUUUUUGGACUUCCAAGCCUGAACAACUCUUCGUUAUCAUUUACCCUGUAGUUGUGCAAAAGACACGUAUUCUAUCGGAGAAAGAUAAGAAGACAACUAUUUCUGAAUGCGUGGGUUAGCUGUUUUCCAAAUAAAUGACAAUGAAGAUCUGCAUAGGAUUCUUGCUUUUCUUGGUUGGUGUUCCAUUUGGGCACUGUGGAAUCAAGCAGGAUCUUAUUCCAGCAGCCGUCGCCUAUUUCGAAGACCUCGAUGAAAAUUCAUCAUUAUGUCAAGAAGUCGCUUCGACAUUUUUAACUCACCUACUAGAAAAUGGAUUAGACGCCUGGGAUAAAGCCACGCAGAAGGCUGUGCUUCGUUUCAAAGAAGUUCACGACUCUGUCAAGUUGAAAUCAGGGUCGGAGGCUUGUACAUCAGCCAAAGAUAAAUUCCAAGAAGUUAUGGAUAACCCAAAGCUAGGCGAUGUGAUUUUGGAAUCCCUCCAUGCAUUUGUUGAAAGCACUUCAGAUUUUGAACCGUGUUCAUUCGGGAUCAAACAAUUUUUACUCAGCAUCCAGGAACAUGGACCAGAGGUUUAUUCGGAUGAGGAACAAUUUGAGAAAAUCUUCUCCGCUGCAAGUCAGCAAUUCAUCAUGACCUCAAUGGAACCAACAGCUUUGUACACGAAACGUUGUAGCAAUGGCGGGAUGUUGGUCCACAAGAUUUUCUCAGACGUUAUAACCAGGACAAUGAAAAUCCCCGACGCCAAAACUGAAUUGUAAAUCUCCUAAUUCGAAAAAUACAGACCGCUCAAAAAGAACUAAUAAACCUUAAACACCG
Tigriopus californicus is the source of this 830-nucleotide messenger RNA. RefSeq lists its product as uncharacterized. NCBI's taxonomy places the organism in Eukaryota, Metazoa, Arthropoda, Copepoda, Harpacticoida, Harpacticidae. The transcript has 4 exons. Bases 149 to 772 code for a protein of 207 amino acids. The record is from RefSeq and is a predicted model, not a curated record.